Molecule: messenger RNA, 1204 nt
Organism: Aspergillus caelatus
Lineage: Eukaryota; Fungi; Ascomycota; Eurotiomycetes; Eurotiales; Aspergillaceae
Exons: 2
Coding region: 231-1091 (286 amino acids)
Source: RefSeq, a predicted model, not a curated record
GGGGGAGGUUCAUUCUUUUCGGCUUUUGACUAUUAUCCAGUGGAUGUCGUCUCUUUACUUCGAGGCAGUCUAAAACGCACGAGCUAUCCGUUUCCUGCAUAAGUGCCAUUUCUCCACAUCUGUCUAACGUGACCAGACGCGUUAUGUAGCGAUGGUUCUCCUUGAUUGCCUCCGCUUUUGUUUCUAAAUCCCAUUUAUAAUACUGAUUAAGUUAUUUUUUUGGGAUAAAUAUGAACCAAUAUGAGAGACGGCAGAAGAAAAGAAAGAAUAAAAAAAAGGGGACCAAGGCGCGUGGCGAACACAAAGGAGGCAACACAGGAGCGCAGCCAUCGGAACGGAUAAAAGCUAAGCAGAAUCCAUCAAGCGAGGUAUUACCAAGCUCCAUUAUCCUUCCCCUCAAAGACCAACAUGUAUUGCUAUCCUAUCUCCAGCACGUCCUAGAAGAAAUGUGUGAAAAUUUUGGGGCCAAACAUCACCAAUGUCAAUCACUUUUCGAGGAGCGUGGCUGGACAGAGCCGAAGUCACUGGAGUUACAUAUAUGGUGUCGCGUUAUCUUAGAUUGUCGGGACAAGUUACCACCAGUAUUAGCAGCUGUUCGUGAUGAAGAAAGAAGAGAUAUCCUCAGGACUUGUACCAAUAUUCGUCACUCUGCAGUUCAUCGCCUAUCACAGGAUGCUGGAAAGAUCCUCCAGAGUCUAGAAGCCGGUAUAGGUUUGGCCAAGAUGCAUCAGGAUGCAGCAGUUGUUCAACAUAUUCAGAAUCUCCGGUCGGACUUCCAAGCCAUCAUCGAAAACACUUGGUCACGAAAACAUGCCUCGCAGGACAAAUUGCGGAUACGACUUGAACAAAUCUUGGCAGAGCAGGCUCGGCUCGAGCAGAGAGCAAAAGAGGAUGCUAAAACAGAGAUAGACAACUAUUUUAGAGAGGCUGGUGCAAGACUUACAGAUUGUGUUAACUCUAUAUCACACAAAACGGUACCAGCUGCGGAGGUUAUGUUUGAUAGUGACAGCUUCUCUGAACCUGAUAUCGACAAAACUCUACUAGAGGCAGAAAAAGCAUGCAUUGCUCCUUUAGCGAAGUUUCCUAGAUAAGCUCUCUGAACGACAUAUGGCCUUAAUAGCCCGAAGACUCCAGGCCUCCUCCUGGCCACUAAUCACGACUAUGGAAUGCAUACUGCUGCUCACUACCAUUGGAUAAUAUUUGU